This is a messenger RNA of Cucumis sativus (cucumber), 1687 nucleotides long. RefSeq names its product F-box protein CPR1-like. The transcript has a single exon. The record is from RefSeq and is a predicted model, not a curated record. Gene Ontology annotation, molecular function: protein binding. Bases 228 to 1370 code for a protein of 380 amino acids. NCBI's taxonomy places the organism in Eukaryota, Viridiplantae, Streptophyta, Magnoliopsida, Cucurbitales, Cucurbitaceae.
CCAUAACCAUUAGUUGCAUUGAUUCACCAUUCUUCACGCUACCCUACAACUAAUUUACACUAUAUAUAUUCUUUUCUUUUCUUUUCUUGGCCUUAACCAAUUCCUUUCUUUUCAGUAUUUCACUCUCUUACCUCUCUUUGAACAUAUAUAUAUAUAUAUAUAAUACCAACACAACACCGUUCUAAUUACAUUUUAACCUUUUCUCUAUUAAUCACACGAUAACAAUAAUGGUGGUUGUUUCUGACGUUGUGAUUCAUAUUCUAUCCAAGCUUCCACCAGAAUCUCUUCUCCGAUUUAAGUCUGUUUGUAAAACGUGGUAUGCUCUCAUCAACGAUCCUAAAUUUGUAACUAAACAUCUUUUAGAUUCUUCUCCCCACAAGCAUGUUCUCCUUAAGCGUAUCAUCAUCAACAACUCUGGUAAGAAAGAACACGUGUUCUCCCUCCUCAAAUUUUCCCUUGAUCGAUCUGUGUCGUCUAUUCUCGACAUUCCUUUACCAUUAAUUGAUCAUGAGGAUAAUCCAGCUUUAAGAAUUAGCGGCCAUUCUCACGGCUUAAUUUGUCUAAGUGAUAGUACUCCUGAUAUUUUUCUUUGUAAUCCCAUGACAAGGCAGUUUCGUAAACUUCCGCCAACAGUUAUUGUGGACGACUCUGAACCUCAAGAUAUUGAUGAAAUGCAAGAGGAUGCUGAUUUAAUGCCAAAAGCUGUUGGAUUUGGGUACGAUGUGCAAUGUGGGGAUUUCAAAGUGGUUAGAGUUAUGAGUCAUUGGAGAGACAUUGUUUGUUAUCCUUCAAAAGUGGAAAUUUAUGAUUUGAGAAAAGAUAGAUGGAGAGAAAUUAAAACCACAGUUGUUGCUGAUGUAUUUUGGCAGCCUUCGUUUGACACAUAUCACGAAGGAACAUUUUACUGGUUUGGGCUAAGUGGGGUAAAUGAAAAACAAGUUAUGCUAACGUUCGACAUGAGCAAAGAGGUUUUUGGAAAAAUUUCACUCCCAGAGAGUUUUCACUUUUCGAAGGGUAAUUAUAGAAGUUUGAUGGUUUUGAAUGGAUCUUUAUGUCUAUUUUCUUAUCCACCAUUUGAAAACAAUGAAAUAGAUUUUGAGAUUUGGGAGAUGGAGAAGGUUGAAUAUGAUGUUGUUUCGUGGUCAAAGUUAUUGACGAUUGGCCCUCUUUUUGGAAUUGAAUAUCCGAUCGUGUUUUUAAGCGCGAAUGAACUUUUAAUGGAGUCAAAAGAAGGACAAUUGAUUUUGUACGAUUUUAAAACUCAACAAAUCAAAGAGCUACAUGUAAGAAGUGAAGCUAUGUGGAAAGAAGACGCUAUAAACUGGUUUGGAGGUAUUAAUUUGUUCGUGAAAAGUUUGGUAUCCUUGUAAGUGUAAGGAGAAAAUAAGGAGAAAAUAAUAUGAGUUAUGAGUUUUAAUAUUUUUUCAAACAUAGUUUUAUUUAAAUAAAGUCUAGAUGGAGCAAAUGCAUAUUGGUUUUGCUUUCAGAGACCAUUUAACUUUCACACAAAAAAAUAUAUUGUAUUACUUUUGAGGCCAAUAAUUAUUCUAAACACAAAUUAUUUUACGAUUUCACUUUUUUUUUCUUGCUGUUUUAUGCUAUUUUUCUCGUAAUUGUAACAAUAAUUUCGGCCAUUUCCAACUUGUAAUAUUUUCUUUUUAUUAAUUAGCUUACUUUAUUUAAUAUA